Messenger RNA from Rhizoctonia solani, 1062 nucleotides. Its product is annotated as short chain dehydrogenase. NCBI's taxonomy places the organism in Eukaryota, Fungi, Basidiomycota, Agaricomycetes, Cantharellales, Ceratobasidiaceae. The record is from RefSeq and is a predicted model, not a curated record. The transcript has 4 exons. Bases 1 to 1062 code for a protein of 353 amino acids.
AUGAGGCCCGACUCCGACACGGUCUCGGAGAGGCAUAGUCUCGGCGACGGCCUCGGGGAGUCCACAGACUUAGCGAAUUGGUUUGCUGGUAGGCCGCUGCAUACGCAAGCGGUCUUGACGCUAAGUUCCCAUGGCCAGCAGCCUUUAUUUACCCCUUCACAGUCUCUCCAAAGGUGCCAAGAUACAAUGCCCUACUCUCAGAACGAACAUGUCGCUCUAGUUGCCUGGCUUCUUUCGAUGCUUAGUUUUGCUCGAAUUCAACUCGACAACUUUCUUGCCCCGUUUUACCCGGAUAUGACUAUGCCCGUCGCUGAUCUAUCUGGCAAACUGGCUAUCGUCACUGGCGCCAACUCUGGUAUUGGCCUGGAAGCUGCUCGUGCGCUCGCGAGGAUGAAUGCCCAUGUUGUUUUAGCCUGCCGCAACGAAACGAAGGGGGAAGAGGCAAAAAGGCAUAUAAUUGAAAAUACUGGAAACUUGAAGGUCGAGGUCGAAGCACUGGAUUGCGCGAAUCUUGCGACUCCAAACGGACGCAUUAUUUCCGUUUCCUCUGCUGGAUUUUAUGGCAGCGAUCCUCUGAGCAAGAGAAACAUCGGAAAUCGGGACAUCUUGGCCAAGUUCAAUAACCAAGCUGGGGCCAAGUUAUCGCUUGGUGAAAUGCUGCAGCUUUACUUUAGGUCUAAAGCCUCACAAGCUGUAUGGUCGAUGGCUCUUCAGUGCCGGUUAUCCAAGAAAGAAGCAUGGAAAGGUAUCACCGUACACUCUUGCCAUCCUGGCACAGUUAAAUCUUCUAUUUGGUCUCAGCCUGAAGGUGCCGGAUCAAUGGCCGACGCGGCCUCCAAUUUAAUGAAAUUUGGGGCGAGAACACUAGGCAUCACAAGCGAACAGGGAGCGAUCACCGCCGUUUGGCUGGCAGUUGCGCCAGAACCUGCCAGCUCUAAUCUAAAGGGGAGGUUCUGGGAUCGUAAGCAAUGGAAGUGGGUCAAUCCUUGGAGUCUGAGUGUUCACCUUCAGGACGAGUUAUGGGAUCUGUGGUGCGAAGAGGCCGGAAUGCACUUGAACUAG